This is a messenger RNA of Anthonomus grandis grandis, 8197 nucleotides long. Its product is annotated as alpha-catulin. Gene Ontology annotation, biological process: cell adhesion; Rho protein signal transduction. Gene Ontology annotation, molecular function: cadherin binding; actin filament binding. The coding region runs from base 39 to 2390 and encodes 783 amino acids. NCBI's taxonomy places the organism in Eukaryota, Metazoa, Arthropoda, Insecta, Coleoptera, Curculionidae. The record is from RefSeq and is a predicted model, not a curated record. The transcript has 13 exons.
UUGUAUGUUACACGUGUGUAAAAUUGCCUUUUUUAUUCAUGGGAAUUGACAAGUUUUCCAUUCAUCAAAAAAGGAUCAUUUUACACACUUGUUACAUAAAUAACUAUAAUGAUAUUAUAAGAUAUUCUAAGAAUAUUCAAAAUUUGGAAAGAUAUAGUUUAACAUGUUACAUUCGACACAUACAUAAGAUUUCUUCAUUAGUAGAACAUGGAACCUCAACCGCUCUACGGCCGCAAGCGGUCGCCAGGGUGGGCCAAGCGGUCAACUUGGCGGUCGAGCGGUUCGUUACCGUCGGCGAAACAAUUGCGGAUGACUACCAGGAAAUUCGACAGGGCAUGUAUGAAGCUUGUAAAGAAGCGAGACAAGCCGGUGGAGCGAUUGAACAUAUUUGUGAGGAACAAAGUAGCGAAGAGAUGACCUUUGACCGAAGCCUUUUAAUUCGCGCUGCCAAAUGCCUUUUAUCCGCCAUCACCAGAGUAUUACUUCUCGCUGAUAUUGUAGUAGUUAAGCAACUCCUUUUAGCAAAAGAUAAGGUAUCUCAUAGUUUAGACCGUUUAGAAUCCGUAAGCAACUUUACGGAGUUCGUGAAGGCCUUUAGCCAAUUCGGGGCUGAGAUGGUGGAGCUGGCCCAUUUGACGGGAGACAGACAAAACGACCUUAAGGACGAGAGGCGCAGGGCUCAAAUGGCUGCUGCACGACAAGUUCUGGAAAGAUCCACCAUGAUGUUACUUACUGCCAGUAAGACGAGCUUGAGACACCCGGAAAACAGCUCGGCCAAAGAAAACCGAGACACGGUGUUCUGUCAAAUGCGAAGGGCCAUGGACCUCAUCCAUUACGUUGUGAAGGACGGCGUAUUAAACAAUUGCGAGUCGAGCCUUCAGUCUCAACGUGAGGAACUUGAAAACGACAGGGGGACAGCUUACGCCUGUAUGCGACACCUUCAAAAGUUACUCGAACAUAGUAAAGUUAGCUUGGAUAACAUAUUGCACACGUUAGGCAUUGUUGAGAUAGAUGCCUCAUGUCAAGAUACCUUACCAGUAGCCUUAGAAGCAGUACUAGAAAGAACUCAGGAUUUCACUGACAGUGCCUAUACUAGCCAUGAACAUAGAGAGGCUAUUUUAGAGGCUAGUGAACGCCUUAAAGCCGAAAUGGACCAUUUAUUAGGAUUAUAUGCAAAUGUGGUACAAAUGGGUUUUGAAGCAGUAGCGAACUCACCGGAAAUUGAAGAAUCCGUGCAGGCGUGUAUCAAUUCCGCGAGGGAUUUAUCGCGCCAUCUAGCGAAUGCAGGCAUAAAUCAGGCGCAGGAUUUGAAUACUGCGACGAAACGAGGUCUGGAAAUGGUGGCGGCGAUCAGGCAGCAGGCGAUGAACGGGGAUAUCGAUCGGUUGCAUCAUACGUCCGAUGAGUUUCAGGAGUCUAUUGAUCAUAUUUUGGAGGUUUGUAAGCUCCUACGUCACGUAGCAGUCUCAGAAACCCUUCAGGUGUCGGCCAAAUUCACCGAGAUAAACCUGAGAGUUUACGGUCCCCAAGUCGUCACAGCAGCAAAAACCGUUUCCGUAUAUCCGAGUAGUAAAAUAGCGCAGGAAAACCUGGAAGUGUUCGCCGAGAUGUACCAGUGGCUCGUGUCCGAUGUCACCACCAUAGUGAAGGAUGUGCUGGAGGCGAGCCAAGCGAAACCGGAGAAACAAGUCUAUAUGUCUUUGCCAAGACCCGGGAAACAUGGUACGACCUCAAAACCUCUUAAGGCUGUGAGACUGGAUACGGAAGAACAAGAAAAAAUUGCAAAAUCUGGUCUGGAAAUGAAGUUGGCUACCAGCGAAAUGGACGCGGAAACUGAUAAAUGGCAGGAGAAUAACAGUGCCCAAAUGGAUGAAAACAAUGAUAUUGUAAAAAGGGCAAAAAACAUGUCUUCCAUGGCUUUUUCAAUGUACCAGUUCACCAAGGGAGAAGGCCCCCUAAAAACCACCCAAGAUCUGUUCACCCAAGCGGAAUACUUUGCCGAAGAAGCUAAUCGACUUUAUAAAGUUAUAAGGCAGUUCAGUUAUCAGGUUCCCGGAGGGGCCCAAAAGAAGGACCUCCUGGAAAACCUUGACAAGGUGCCCACUUUCGUGCAAAGGUUACAGUUUACCGUGAAAGAUCAUACGGUGGGUAAAGCAGCGACCUUCACGAAAGUCGAUAACGUCAUUCAGGAAACUAAGAAUCUUAUGAAUGUGAUUUCGAAAGUGGUAACUGUUUGUUUUGAGUGCGCCACCAAGUACAAACUGGAGUUCAGAGGAUGCGGAAGCGGUGCAGGACGAGGAAUGGGCGGCGAGGGCGGCUCCUCCAGCGGUGGGGCGGCAAGCGGAGACUCCAAGGGCGGCACCGCCACCGGUUCCGACCAGAGCUUAUGACAAAUGGGGAUGUCCCGGCGCAACAAGGGAGACUCGAGACGUACUCGGGUCUCCUUUUUGUUGUUCUAGGACAACUUUUAUCCCUUUUCUUCACCCCAAAACCAAAAGAGAACGUUUUUUUUGUUAUUUAUUAUUUAUCAUAAAGGUUGAGCACUGGAAAGAGAUAAGACAUAAGGAAUUUUUGGCAAGUUUCUACUUAUUAUGUAACAAGCUAUUUUUUUGUCAUCUCUUUCCGUGUGAAUUAUUUCUUGUGGCCUCAGGUUGUAAGCAUGCUUAAUUUUUUUAGUGAAUGUAGGUAAAUAAAAAAUUACUUCAUACGAUUGAUUUAUAUAUUUGGUUGACGUUUCGAUCAAUCUCGACAGGAUUCUAAAAAAUAUACAAAAAUACAUUUCAAUAAAAUCAUACAUUCUGGCAUAGUUACAAAGAUGACAUUUUUGCAGAAAGGUAAAGUUUUUUUUAGUCCAAUUUAACUAUUUCGCAAAAAAUUAAGUCUAGAAAAAAGAUUAGUAAGAUGUAAGUCACAACUAAAAUAAGGAAAAAUAGAUAUAUCCUAUUUGAAAAAAUACCUAAUUAUCAUAAAUAAAAAACGGGACGUUGACAAUCCAAGUCAUGAUUAUUUGAACUUAACUAGAAACAUAAAAAACAAAAAAACUAAGAACACCUUGUACAUAGCGUAAUAUGUGAGUGCCAGGUAUAUAAAUCCUAACAAUUAAUAGCUGAUCAAAUUGCUUUUUUUUCUCUAUAAAGAAUAAAUUAGAAGAUUAGCUACUUGAGAAGCGAUUGUAUCACAGCUUUUGUAGAAAUUUAUGUUCCAAGGCAGAUGAUUAAAAAAAAUAAAAAAACUAUAGACUCCAUAAAUCAUUCCAUAAAUCUUUGUGCUUUUUACGAUUAUUAUUUUUAACAAAGGCGAUCUAUAAUAUAUGUAAGUCUAUGUGCAGCUUUUAUUUUUGAUAGAAUGUUUCUCAUAUUAUCUAUUGUAUCCUUUUGGUUCUCCAAUUUAACAAGUUCAGAAAUUGUGUCAAAUGCUAGUUUUUUAUAUUUUAGCUGUGAUUUUUGCAUCUUAAUAAUUCUUUGAAACAUCUAAUAGUUUGCCAAAUAUUUAGACUGAAGAAAUUUCACUUUUAAUGUAUGAUUUUAUUUCUGUUUUCGUGUAUGUUCUAGAGAUCGAAAUGUCGACCAAAAUAUAUUAACCGAUCGUCUGAAGUAGUUUCUUUUUACAUAUAUCCAACAAAAAAAAUUAAGCAAAAAUCUUUUUACAUGCCAAUUUGUUUAUGGGUUAUUAAUAUGGUCGUCUUUAUUUGAAAAUUUGUCCAAAUUAGCUGGACCCGAACACCACAUACAAGGCUGUCAAAAACGUAACAUCGGCCUACGUACUAUGAUAAAUUUGUCAAGAAAAAUAAAAAAAUUAUUGUUACAGUAGUGGCUUUAAAUGACCGCUUAAAACCGAGUUCCGAAUUUUGUGCCAAAAGUACUACUGCGACCGGGUGUGUUUAGUCCGGUUUUACCUACUUACUACACUUGAUACAAUAAAUAAAUAAAUAAAUAAAUAAAUGUUCCUACAUGUUCCAACUUAACGCAUAUUAGGGUAAUAUUAGGACUAAACAUGCCAUACAGGGUGACUUAAAAGAGCAUGUUAGAAGUAUCUUUUCAGGCCACCCUGUAUACUUCCGAGCUUUGAGUAAUUAAUGGUAAGUAUACAUAAUAAAUAGGUAAACAAACAAUCAUGUAUGACUGCAUUAAUUAUUACACCAAUCACCUCGAUGCGUAGCAUUUAGUUUGUAGGUUAUGUUAUAAAAAAUAUAAUAUACAUUUAGGUCUAUUUUCGUAACAUGGGAAAUGUACCAUAAGGAAUAUUUAAUUGUAUUGACUAGCAUGUACAGUAGAUUAAAUAAAUUUCAUAAUAAAAAAAUGGGGUAAUUUUGGGUUUUUUUGACAAUACAACCGCCGUAAAAGUUCAACACUCUGUACAUGUUGGUGUAAGUAUUUUAUAUUUAACACGAUCUCAUUAAUUUGUUAUUUAAAAAAAUACAGAGUUAAAUGGUUUUGAUGUGGGAUUUUGAAACUCAUUGGAACUCAAGUUGUUAUAGGUGGCCCAAAUUCGACCCUCAUCAUUGGGAUCUCGGAAACCGUAAGAGAUACGAGGUCGGUUAUAAUAUGACAAAGUUGCUAAAUUUGGUACUUAACAAAAUGCGUUUUAAAAUAUAAAAAAAUUUAAAUAGUUCGGAAGAUGUCCGGAAAAAAACCGAAAUCUGAAAAAUCUUUUUUAUUUUUUUAUGACGUUAUUUAAAAUCGUAUAAUAAAAUAAAUAACACUUUGUUAGGGGCAGUUUUUCUCCUCUACAAGAUGGCGUUUUCAGAAUUAAAAUACGACGUUUCGUUUUUGAUAAUACCAUAAUUAAUUUUUUUUAUACGAUUUUAAAUAACGUCAUAAAAAAAUCAAACAGAUUUUUCCAGAUUUCGGUUUUUUUUCGGAUAUCUUCCGAACUAUUUAAAUUUUUUUAAAUUUUAAAACGGCAUUUUGUGAAGUACCAAAUUUAGCAACUUUGCCAUAAUUUAACCGACCUUGUAUCUCUUACGGUUUCCGAGAUCCCAAUGAUGAGGGUCCAAUUUGGGACACCCUGUACAUAACUUAAAUGGACACGACUCACGUCUUUUUUUCCAAACUCUAUUUUUUCACAAUUUUCUUAUUUGUCUUUUAACGUUUUCUUGUUUCAAUUCCUUGGAAUAAUUUUUAACGAAUUUCAUAAUUCAAAGUAAUUUUAAAAUUAUUCUAGACAGUUGGAAUAAUUUUUAAAUUAUUCCAUUUAUUCUGGACAAUUGAAGUUCAUUUUUAUCUCGUUCAGGCUGUUGAAGUAAUUUCUAGGUAUUUUGAAAUUUGGUAUUUUAAAACAUUUUUUUUAAAACAAAGAUUCUUUUUUAAUAAAUAUUUAAAUUUAAAAUGUUUUAUUUUAUUGGUUUUAUGUAUUAUUUCAUGCAUAACCUAAAUAGACAGGAAUAUCUUAUAUAAUAUCACAGAUUUAAUGAGACAAAAAACUCAUAUGUCAUUUGUCUCGUUAAAUCUGUGAUAAUACUGAUUAGUUCUUCAAUUAGUGGACAAAAAACGGAUGGUUCAAUAAUUAUUCUAGUUAGUAUUUUUUUGAUGAAAGAUGCUUAUAUAUGAAUAAUUGAGUCAUAAGGUAGGAAAUUUGGCUAAAAUGUAAUAAUUUAAAUGCUAGAUCUUGAUUUUGCGGCUAACCAUGUUUAUGCCCAUUUUUUUUUGCCCAAACUUUUGGGCAACUAUAGACACAACAAAUUUUAUUGCUAUAAUUUACUUUUAAACGAUAGUAACCAUAGGCAUUUACUAAAAAUGUAACUUUAAAUAAUCACAUUUGAGCCAAAUAUUAUUUCUUGACCAAAAAAAUAUAGCUCAAUGACAGCCAUAUUGUUUUUAGUAUUGAAAUUGACUUACAUUUCUAAACUAAAACGAAAAUUAAUUAAUUCCUUGUAGGCAGUUAAGGUCAGUUUUAAUUUUCUUUUAAGGCAAUUGGGCGAAAACUAACCUCAAAAGCCUGUAUUAUUAAGUUAAUUACCAAGACAAUUAAUUUAACCAUCUGGAAAAAAAUAUUUAAUUAUUCCAGGCAGCCGAGGUACAUUUUAAGUUGUUCCAGGCCUAAAUGAAUAGAAAAGCAGUAAAGCACCUAAACUAAAACAAAAUGUGAUUAAUUCUGCCUGAAAGGAAUAGUUCAGUAAAAGGCGAUUUUUUUCCAGAACCUUAAUAUUCCUAGAAAUAAACAAUUAAGUUAAAAGCCUAAAAGAAUUUAGUUUUUUUAUUCAGGCAAUUAUUUUUUUUUAAGUUUAUUCCAAAUAAAUGAAAUAACUCCUAUGCAUUUUAGAGUUACUGCUGAUUUAUUUUUUGGCUGUAAAAUUUCUUUAAUAUUGUAAAAUUUCUAGUUACUCUAUAGCUUAAAUGCCCUCAACGCAUUUUUUUAAAUUAUUUUUAAAUAUUAUUUUAAAUAGUUAAAAUAUUGAGUUUAGUGGUUUUGUCUAGUAUUUCAUGCAUAAAGUAAAUGAACACUAAUGUUAUUUCUUAGUUUUUGAAUAUUUUAAGUCAAUCAGUAAGAUUGAUUUAAUAUGUUUAUUGAUGGGGAUUGGAAGAAACCUUUUCCGAUUUUUUUAAUAUACAGGGUGUCUAAGAUAAGGAUCCUAAGCAUGAGGAUCUCGGUACCUGUUUUAUUGCGGCGGUUAAAGUUACCAUUAUUGCUGACCAUACUUUCGUCGGACCAUAUUAUUUUUGAUGGAAAAUUAAAAUCCUCUUCACGUCUAUACCACUCACAAAAAUGCCGACGUCGUUCGACAUCCCCAGGUUUAAGUCCUUGGCAAAUUCUAAAUUUGUAGGGGUGAUAUCUGUUUUUACGUAAAAUAAACUGAGCUGUAGAUUUGGCCACUCCUACAUUUUUUUCAAUUUGCCUGGUUGAUAUCUCGGGGUUUUCAAUAACUGCUUGUAAAACAUUAUUUUGAGUUUCUUCAAGAGAAUCCUUUUUUCGAGAUAAAACAGGCUUUUUAAACGAACCAUAUUCUUUUAAAUUUCGAGCCAACUCUAAGAAAAUGGAUUUACAUGGUUGCUUUCUAUCUGGAAAUUUAUUAAGAUACAUUGCUGCUGUAUUUACAGUAUUUUUGUAGCACAAAAUGUAGCACGAUAGCAUGUCAAACUUCUCUUCAUUACUAUAAUGACCACCAGGCAUAUUUGAAGAUAAUAACACAAUUUUAGCAAUAAUAACGACAACAGUAAAUAAUAAUAACAAUAAUUACUCAACAAACAACACCUCGACAAUCACGGUAACAACAACGGCAAUUAAUAUUUAAUAAAAAAUAUGUGACAGGGUAAAAGGUACUUACGUCAAAGUGUCAAAGCAUUUGUUUCCAAAGCCUACUUAAUAAUACUAAAAAAAAAAAAGAAAAAUUAUAUUUUUCCUUUUAACUAACAAAAAAAAUGUGACAUGUGAUACAUCGUUGAAUUUGUAAUAAAAAAUGGAAUCAGAUACAGGGUGCACUUUCUUUUCGCGCCAUAUAAAAAAAUAAAGUUGAUGGUGGUUUCUCGGAAACGAAACGUCCGUUAUAAAAUUUAAAAGCGCCAUCACGUACUACUUCAAAAGUGUCAAUGAGAAAGUGUCAAUAGUUUUUUGAUAUCUUUUAAAAUAAAGCCAGGAAAAAAUAAAAUCGAUAUUGGCAAAUUUCCGUUUUUUCCAAAUAUCUCAGCAGGCCAUGGAAAUUUUUGAAGUUUCUCAAUGUCAUGUAAAUACGCUUCAAAGUGCACAACUUUUUCCUAAUAUAACCGAAGCUGUAUCUCCAACAGGUACCGAGAUCCCCAUGCUUAGGAUUCUUAUCUUGGACACCCUGUAUAAUAUAUUAUAACGAUACGAUAAUUUUAGGUUUUGUGCCUAACUUAAACAAACAUGGCUGCCUUUUUAAUUUUUUCCUAUACUUGCAGUAAUUUUUUCAAAAUUCUUCCAAGCAAUUAGAGGAAUUUGAAAAAAUGUUUGUAUUUAUUUCCAGAAUUGUAGUCUUGUUUUAUUUCUUCAAGGAAGUAACCUUUUAUUUUCUAUUUGUUAAUUUAAUUAUCUUUGCCUUUUAAAAUUUUUCCAGGCAGUUAUUUUUUUAAUUCUACCAGGCAAUUAAAGUAAUUUGAAGUAAUGUUUAUAUUUAUAUAAGGCAUUUGUUUCCAUGAUUUUAUUAUUUAAGAUAGUAUUUUUUUGUUUUUAAAUAAAUCAAUUAAACAAUAAGGAGCGAUUGUAGCAUAUCUUUUAUAAAUUUUCGUGAUAUUAUGCAUAA